UUUUCUUUUUUUAAUUUCUUUGCUUAUAUAAAUAUAUAUGCUAUUUACUAUGGUCUAGGUGUGGAAAUAUGCUCAAGUGAAAUUCUCCCAUAUCAUUGCAAUACUUAUGUGAACUUUUUAAAAUUAAAUGCAAUGGUUUGACUGGGGUUUGCUACGUGAGGCAAAGUGACUGAGUUUGCAAUUCGGCAAGGGCUAUUAUAUAUUUUAAAGGAUAUUGUGAUAUUUUUGUUUUGAGUAUAUGCCAAUGCCUGGGAUGGUAGAUUCAAACCACUUGUUUGAGGACCGAUCUCUUGACUUUCACGCAUUGUGCGCUCUGUAUGCUGUUACUGAUGUUGCACUUGUUACUUCUCUUAGAGAUGGAAUGAAUCUUGUGAGUUAUGAGUUUGUUGCUUGCCAAGCAUCCAAGAAAGGAGUCCUCAUUCUGAGUGAGUUUGCAGGUGCAGCACAAUCGCUCGGUGCUGGUGCCAUUUUAGUAAAUCCAUGGAAUAUCACAGAAGUUGCUGCUUCCAUUGCUUAUGCUUUGAAUAUGCCAGCCGAUGAAAGAGAAAAGAGACACCAGCAUAAUUUCAUGCAUGUAACAACUCAUACAUCUCAAGAAUGGGCUGCAACCUUUGUUAGUGAACUUAAUGAUACUAUUGUGGAAGCUCAACUGAGGACUAGGAAAGUUCCACCUCUACUUCCUAUGAAAGAAGUCGUUGAUCACUAUUUGGAAUCCAAUAAUAGAUUGCUUUUACUGAUGGAAUAACAAAUAUACUGGUAGAAAUGAAUGUUAUAGCACCACAUGCUUUUGUUUCAUAAGUUUGGUUUACCCACAUCGUGAAAAUAUUGUGGGUAAUCAACCAACUUAUGAAGAGUUAGUUGAACGACUUAAUGAUACAACUUCCCGCCUUAAUGCUACUAACGAACAACUUAGUGUAGUUGUGGAUAUACUUCGUCAUAACAAUUUGAUGGCACCGCCUCCACCACCUCCAACAGACCAAGCUUCAGAUGCAAAUUUAAGAGAGUCGCCAUCUAUUUCAGUUCGGGAGUCACAAGAUGAUUCUUAGUUUAUUUACAUUAAUUUACUAAGGAAUGAACUUUAUGAAGUUUUUUUUAUUUUGGUAGGGGUAACCUUAAAAUGAUAACUUUAUGACUUAUUUUAGUAUUGAACAUUAUAAAGAAUUUUAGCAUUAAACAUUUUAUUA
Messenger RNA from Humulus lupulus (European hop), 1184 nucleotides. Its product is annotated as alpha,alpha-trehalose-phosphate synthase [UDP-forming] 1-like. Bases 239 to 745 code for a protein of 168 amino acids. Gene Ontology annotation, molecular function: catalytic activity. Gene Ontology annotation, cellular component: cytosol. Gene Ontology annotation, biological process: trehalose biosynthetic process. The transcript has 6 exons. The record is from RefSeq and is a predicted model, not a curated record. Lineage: Eukaryota; Viridiplantae; Streptophyta; Magnoliopsida; Rosales; Cannabaceae.